Messenger RNA from Neltuma alba, 2059 nucleotides. RefSeq names its product protein trichome berefringence-like 7. NCBI's taxonomy places the organism in Eukaryota, Viridiplantae, Streptophyta, Magnoliopsida, Fabales, Fabaceae. Gene Ontology annotation, molecular function: O-acetyltransferase activity. Bases 400 to 1695 code for a protein of 431 amino acids. Gene Ontology annotation, cellular component: Golgi apparatus. The record is from RefSeq and is a predicted model, not a curated record. The transcript has 3 exons.
UUCCUAACCAACCAGGCUACAGCUCUCUAGAGUUCUAUUGACCAAAUCACCCUCUUCCCUUCUCCUUGGCACUUUCAUGUUGCUCUCAGUCACCCAACUUCACAACCACCCCUUCCCCACCAUCUUUUGCUGGUUAACUCCAUUCCAUGUCUUUUGACACCGUUCCUCUCCUCGUUUUCCUCCAAGCUUUCCAGAUUUGGACUCUGAGUCCUCUGUUUCUGCCAAGUAAGCUCUAUUUCCUCUCCUUCCGACUGUGUCCCAAGCCCAUUUCAAUAAACUAGCGUCUUCGGCGUUCAAAUCUCCUUAGCUUCUGCCUCUUCACCCUUCAAAUAAGCAUAUUUUGUUUCUGCAUGUUCUUUCACCGUGGACAUCUGGGAAAAUUGGUGGGUUCUGCAAAUAAUGCAGAUGCUGGGUUUGGUUAGUUUCUGGAUCUCUUUCGCCAAGCUUAGGACUCUGUGCUCGAGAGCUUCUGGUUUUAUGGAUAGAAUGAUGAAGGGUGAUUCCAAUGUCUGGGUACUUUCUUCCUUCAAUGGGCUUGUAGCCGCAGGAUCCUUCAUAUCUUUUCUUAUGGUCCUUUUCUGGGCAUACUCUUUUGUGUUUCCCACUUCGCACUUGCUCAUUCAGGGGCUGGAAAUUCGUAACAUUUCUGACUCGGCAGCUCAAAGUCGUGAGAUUCUGAAACCCAAUGUAUCAGUUUCUGCUUGCAAUGUGUUUGACGGAAGAUGGAUCCGAGACGAGAGUUACCCUUUAUAUGAUGCUUCACACUGCCCUUUCGCAGAACGUGGUUUUAACUGCCUUGCAAAUGGGCGUAAAGACAGAGGUUUUACGAAAUGGAGAUGGAAACCCAAAAAUUGUGAGAUUCCAAGGUUUGAUGCUCGUAGAUUACUGGAGGAACUUCGUGGGAAAAGGGUGGUCUUUGUUGGGGACUCUUUGAGUAGAACACAAUGGGAAUCUUUGAUAUGUUUACUUAUGACAGGAGUAGAGAAUAAAAGAAGUGUGUACGAAACCAACGGCAAUGAGAUCACUAAACGGAUUAGGUUUUUAGGUGUGAGAUUCAGCUCUUACAAUAUUAGAAUCGACUUUUAUCGAUCAGUAUUCUUGGUGAAGAAUGGUCCGGUGCCAAGAAAUGCUCCUAAAAGGGUGAAGACAGCACUAAGACUGGACAAGAUGGAUGAUAUUAGCCAUGAGUGGAUUGAUUCAGAUGUUCUAAUAUUUAAUUCAGGUCACUGGUGGACACGAAACAAGCUUUUUGACGCGGGGUGGUAUUUUCAAGUCGGUGACUCGCUAAAGCCUGGAAUGCCAAUCAAUUCUGCUUUCAGCACAGCUUUGCACACCUGGGCGUCUUGGGUAAAAAGCGCGGUGAACACAAAUAGAACGAAAAUAUUCUUCCGUACUUUUGAGUCAUCUCACUGGGGUAAAACUUGCAAAGUGACUAGUAGACCAUGGAAGAGGACAAAUGGGAGAGAUCGAAGCCCUAUAUCAGAUAUUAUAAUAAGGACUGUGAAGGAGAUGAAUGUAUCAGUAAGAGUUUUGCAUGUAACCCCAAUGGGUGCAUAUAGAAGCGAUGGGCAUGUGGGGCACUGGAGCGACAACCCGUCUGUGCCCGAUUGUAGCCAUUGGUGUCUGCCAGGAGUACCUGAUAUGUGGAACGAAAUUUUCUUCUCGUAUUUGCUGUCAACCAACGGGGCUAGCUGACAUCACAGCUUUUUGUAAAAAGUUGGAUGUUGCAAUCUCCUCUCCUCCCCUGGUUGCUAUCUCUAAAAGUUCUUCUUCUUUCUUUCUUUCUUUUUUUUUUUUUUCCUGGCCAGUUAUGUCUAAGUGUUUUUCUUGGCCGGUUAUAUCUAAAGUUAACCAAAUGCUGGGGCAGAUAAGUUGCAUGUGCAUGUGGGAAGCAAUUCCUUCAGUGUAAGCUUGUGAAUAAACGAGAGGCUCUGUGGUGUACAUUUGCUUUUCUGUGAUCAAGUUUUGUAGUUUUUGCCAAGAAACAAGAGUCUUCGGUGUAAUGCACAUUUAUGUAAUCGUUCAUUUCCGUUAAUAAAGAAAUUCAACUUGAAUUCCA